UGUUCGCGAUCGCACGCAUUUCACUGAGCAUCGAGAGCUCUCUCGUUUCCAAAUGAUUUUACUUCCAUAUACCGAGUGUGUCGUUACUGUAAUCGAAAACGUGGAAAACCGCGAGCCCGCGAGUUGAGAAUCGAAAGUGUGGACGGGUUUCGGACAGUUUUCCCUCCCAUUAGCGGGAAAAAGACUUGGGGGAACAGCAGCGACGAACCCUACUGUGGCAUAUUAUUUUAUUAUUAUUUUCGCCGCAGAUUUGGGAUUGAAUGCGCGUGUGCAUUGCUCGUGUGUGUUACGGUAUCUAAAUUUUUUUUCUCCAUUUACGGCCCGGCGUAAAUUAAGUGAACUUUUGAAUUUGAAUGCCCGUUGCAGUGCGGAACUUGUGGGAUGUGACGAUUUGCGACUCUCGAAAUAGAGUUGCUCUGACCGUGAGAAUUUUGUGGACUUCUUCCGGUAAAAAUUCAGUUGAAUGUACGGUACAGCAGUAUGCUAAUGUACUGAUUAGAAAUUUGUUGACAUCAAACGGAAUUUAGAAAAGCAAAAGUGUUAUUGCGGUGCAGUUAUCGAUGAAGCUGCUCUCCCGGAUCGCAUGAGGGACAUCAUUAGCCAGGUUGGAACCGUCUCGGACCUGGGAGUCAAUGUGUCCGAAUGGAUUAAUGCUAGGAAAUUGGCACGAGAUACAAAGUUCAUGAAUCUCCAGAGUUCCCGUUUACUCGAACGGUACAAAUCCGGAAAGUGCGUUGACCAGAGCAGAAGAAGAUCGAAUUCAGCUUGGAGCUUGGAACACUUCUAGAAUGUGGUGACACCCAUCAAACGUACGCUAUCUCAUUGAAUUAAUUAGUGUGCGGGUGUGUAGCUCUCGAGGACCUGGGUAUCUGGGGGAAAAAGUUAUGAUCAUGUGUCGUGUGAAAUCUUGGCAACUGCAGACAGAAACUAAUGAGUGGUGAUUCAAACGCUUCGAGUUAUAAUCUGGCUGGUAUGAGUGUGACGUUGUUGGUGUUCAUGUGUACGAUAUAAUUACAUUGAAGUUCGUUAACCUAAACCUUAAUAACGCCAAAAUCAAAUCAGCGCUAGAGAUCGGUCUCCUCGGCUUCAGUAAAUGGGAGGAAGAAAAAAACCUGUCGAUGUCUGAUGCGAUGGGUUUGAUUAGAUGGUGGAGCUCAACCCCAUGGGAGUCCCUCUAAUCCGAAGUGACCGCUGGUAUUAAAAACGUACAUCCGUUUACGGUUAGUCGCCACUUUCUCCCCAUCCAUCGUCAUUAUCAACGAGCCAGCCGCCAGCCACCAAUUACGGUGCGAAUUUUUGGCACAGGUUCAACGUUCCGUUUGAUGUAGUUUACAUUUUUGUUUAAGCGGAUCUGACCUUUUCCGCCCAAAAACAUCCGUCGCAAGUCGCACGACAUAAAAGAAAGGUGCCGGCAAAAAAGACAAAGCAUUUUAAAUUCGACCAACAAUCAGCGCUGCCGCUGCCUGGAAUCUGCGAAGAAACCGAUCCCCAAAUUUUGGGGGGCAGCACCAAACUGCUGGAGCCGCAAAUUGAGACAAAGAAAAUAAUAAACAUUUUUAUAACAGACGGACGCGUAUUUUAAACAAACAAUUUCGCAGCAAGAAACCCAGUUCGGUCUCAUUAACCUACUGUACAAAUUUCACGACUAGAUACUCAAGUAAACCGGAUCAGUGAGCUUUUUGCAUACAAUUGCGAGCACUGAAACACAUUUAGGAAAGGAAAAUGGAGAAUGACCGGUCAGUACCUGCCAUCAGCAUACUUUUGCUUCUCGGGAUCUUCUCCUUGGCUCAUCUGGACGCGGUUGCUUCAAUUCAGAUCGACAAUCGACUGGUGCAGCCUCAGCAUGAUUGUUUCGAACGGAUAGCGCUGGGAGCUAUGUUACCAUUCGAAAAGACGUUCCGAAAUUCGGAUACAAAUUCAUUAAAAAUCUGUGAAACUCUCUGUCUAAAUGACAAAGAAUGCCAAACGUUCUCAUUUGGCAUUUCUGGGCGAGGCAAUGGAACCUGUCAACUGUCGGCAAACCUGAUCGAUGCCACUAACUCAAGACCAGUGGGGACCAUUUUCGAUCCCGAUUUUGAUCUCUAUACUCGAAAGUAUAACUGUUUUUUAGACUCGGGUGGACCUUCAAACGCACCCCCUAGACCUGGAGGACUAAGCAGUUUUCCUGGUAACGAACUACCACCAGGAGGAACAACGAGACCAACAUCUUCAUUCCCUCCGUCUGGACCUCCAGAACGACCUGGACCUCCGAUAUUCUCACCAAGUGGCAGUCCGCCAUCUGGCGAACCCAUAUCGACUACCCAUGGAGGUUUCCCUGAAACUCGGCCCACCAGCGAAUAUCCAGGAACAUACUCAACCAGCAUCGGAACCACUUAUGGGCAAACGACAGGAGAAACACUUCCUGAAACCACCGCCCCUGGAGAAGAAUACUACACCACUAAGGAUCAACCUUCUUCGUCGAUAACGGGUCAUUACGGUCCUCCUACGAGUACUGCAGCUGGAACUACAGGAAUCGACAGGACGCCACCUAAACAAACGGCACCCACAAUGCCUGGUGAAGCACCCACUAAAUAUCCUUUGGAUAUCAGACCACAGUAUCCGAGUGGAUCAGGUCCUUCGAGACCGAACACUGACUCUUACCAGUACCCAAUGCUCUAUGAAACCAACUAUCCAAUGCCUAACAACAACGGGCAUCUACCUGAAAUGUAUGCUCAAAACAUUCCAUCUUUAGAUAGCAACUACCUUAGACCCGAAUACGCUGGAUACUUUGGGAGACCCACCGGUCCUUCGGCUUCUACGGGUAAUAUGAAACCAGUUGAUAACACAAUUUCCGGAUAUGGUAGUACCGGGCCCCAAAGGCCAUUGGAUAGUAAACCCUCCGGAUAUGGAAGUGGGGGAAGUCGCCCAACAGGAAUAGCGACAGGGCCCAAUGGAUAUGGCUAUGGAAGCAGCGUUAGCAGACCGCAGCAACGGCCUCCAAGUGGUCCACCGAGUGGCGGAGAUGGUGGAUAUAAGGUUACGGAAGAAAAGCAGGAACAACCAAGCAGUAUGCGACCUUGCUAUCGUCGAGUUUUGGCCGGAAAACGUGUUGCUCCGCAGUGGGUUAAAAGAACGUUGGUCUGUGAACGGCAAGAAGAUUGCCAACGCGAAUGUGCCGAUGAACGAAGGUUCCCCUGCGAAGGUUUUAACUAUCGAUUGGACCCCACCGGCAGAGGCCAAGGCGAUUGUGAGCUGAUUGACCAACCGCUAACACAAAUAGACCUAUACUCAAGCCCUCACCAACGAGAUGCCAAUCUAAUACGUGAUCCCGAUUACGAUUACUUUGAACGGGAUCGAAGUGCUUCCCCAUCUUGUCGACCCAACUAUGGGUGUAAGGACUGUGGAAUGAAACCAUAUCGUCCAAAUUUGGACUACAUUCGACCCACAACCUAUCGACCUCAUGCCUAUCCAAUGGGUCGACCUCCGUUUGGUGAAGACAGUUACAAACCGAUAACAGCUGUCGACAAGUAUCGACCUCCGAUGUACGGCCGUCCAGAGUUCGAACGGUAUGGUUCAAACUAUUUCCCACCUCCAAGCGACAACUUCAGGCCAUCUAUAUCCUACAAACCUUUCUACGGCAGCGAAAUCGACCGUUAUGGAUCAGUCGAUCAAGAUACUUACAAACCGGCGCACACUGGUCCAUACGUAAGCGGUACGUACGAACGUCACGAUUACUACCGCCCUCCUCCAUUCACCUACCAUGAGGAUCGUCCCAUGAUCCAUCGACCACGUCAUCCAUACGAAGACCGCGAUCCUCCUCCACAGCCUCCAGCACAACCGCAAUAUCCCUCACAUAACGAAAAACCCAACAGCUUCAUUCCAUACCUCAUAGGACAGGACGCUCAUAAAAACUGGGGCACCUAUGGUGGCUCCUACGGCAACAGCGGCACCGAUUCCUACAAAUCCAUUUCAGAUUACUGGGGCCUCCGGAACGAGGUCAAACGGUACGAUGGUCCAACUGCAUUCAACUACUUUGAACUCAAAAACGAACAUCAUGUAGAUGACAACGCAAUCUGGAGCUAUGGUGGACCAAAGUAUAGCUAUGAAGACUCGCACGCCCUUAUUAUACCUGAUCAUCGGCCACUUGACCGAAUUCCCUACGGACACCAGUGGAGCAGACGGCCGGGCAACGAAGAAUGCUCGGUGAAGACUAGCGAAGGUUUCCGGUUGCAUCGAGGAGUUGUGAAAUAUUCCCUCAAUACGCCCACGGUAAUCGAUUGCGAACGAAUGUGUACCACAGAAUCGCGAUUCCGUUGUCGAACCUUUAGCUACCGAUACUCGCUGGUGUCCCGGGAAAACUGUUUGCUGUGUGACAGACCGUACAACCUGCUAGACUUCUACGCCGAUCUGGAGCCCGACCGAGAUUACGACAUUUACUCGAUGACCGAAGACCCCAAAGCCUGUCAGCUAGAAGUACAUCCACCGAUACGGGAUACGAGUGCACAAUGUUUCAUUCGCAUGGUCGACUCGUCCCGGUUCUACAAGGCAAUCGUACGCGACUCGCUGACCGUUCGAUCGGUGGGCGAGUGUGAACUGGAGUGCAUCAAAUCGUCAAAGUUCACCUGUCGGGCGUUCACCUACAGCUUUGGACCCCAUAGCAUCAAUUCGGUUAUCGACAAUUGUCAGCUGUCGGACUGGCCGGUCCGGGAUAUGGACAAGGAGCGGCAUCUGGUGUUCGACGAAGGAUUCGAUGUGUUCGAGCGGGCUAGCUACGGGCAGGGUUGCGAAAUUCAGCCCAUUAUCGAUGAUAAACAUCAGAAGAAAUUCUGUUAUCUAGGAUAUGGUUCUCCAGCAAAAUUGCUCUCAUCAGCUAUUAAGAAAGUAAUAUCGGUCAACACGGAAUUGGAUUGUAAAAACGAAUGUGCCCGUCUUAGAGAAAGCUCACCGUUCAAGUGUAUGUCGUUUAGUUUUGGAUCGCAAGCAUCGACUUACAACUGUGAGAUGUCGGAUCUGGACCAAAGUGAACUGAAACUUGGAGUUCAUUAUGCACACACUAAUGAUCGCGACUUUUGGCUGUUCGCAUGGAAUCCGUUCGAUUACACGUGUCGAGACAAAAUAAUAACCAUCAGCAGUGGGUCCAGCAAUGGUGGCAACCGGAAUCGUAUGAAUCACGAUCGCCGAAUGGAUGUGUUCCGAGAGCCGGGAGACGGAAGCUGGCGCCAGUAUACGGUUUCCGGGAAGGCCUGCCGGCCGGAAUCCAAAUGCGAACGCAACAAGGUGACCGGGUUUUACUCGUGCGAGAUCGAGGGUGGUGAGAUCGGGUCGUGGGACUACUGCUGCAAACCGGAACACCCGUGCGGCUACUCCCAAGGGUUCGAGUACCCCUGGUGCUUCGUGGGCGAUGCUCCCGACCAGUGGCGCAAGUGCAGCGAUAAGUACUUUCCCCCGAAACCUCACCAUCAGCAGCAGCAGCACUACCAACAGCAUCCCAAUGGACUCGCCAAUGGUUCGCGUCAUCAAGACAAGAAUAAAAAGGGUGAAAUCUAUCAGCCACCACCGAAACCCGGUGGAUUGAGGCAUCUGGACGAGGUGACGGCCCCGGCGGAAACCUGGCCCGUAACGUUCUUCUACGAAAAGGGCCCUCCCGGAAUCGGUUCCACCGCUGCCAUGACCAGUGGCAACGUGACGACGACCGAACAACUCAGCAGCAACGUUGUGGAUUGCAAGAAAGAUAAAUGCUAGUGAUACGAUAUUAUUUUAUUUUAACCCUAGGCCCCGGAAACCCGUUAACAUUACUUUGAUGAUCAACAAAACUAGCCAAUGAAGUGGACUUUUCAAGGGACAGUAGCAUUGAACAAUAUUUGUUUUUUAAAUCGAUUUGCUAGGUGAAAAAUUAACAACCAAAUUGGAAGCAAGUUUAGUAAAGCAACAUUCAUAAAACUUCGAAGUUACCAAUUACCACACACAUGACGGAUUAAAAAAUAAAUAAAUGAAACAAUUUUUUAAAACCAAGUAGAUAACAUCAAUUAGUGGUAUUACUCAAAAGUUUUGCAAAAGCAACUUAUGAAACAUUAUUAACAAGACCUUAAAUGUUGAAGUCCACUUCAUACACUCAUGAAUUCUCAACAAUAGCUGAUAGAAUCAAAACUUAGCUAGUGAAGUAGAAGCCUCAUAAGAAUCCGACCCAGAACAGCUUCAAUAAGUUCAGUUUUCAGAAUAAGUCUUCUAAUAGCAGUAAACUGGCCUACGGAAUUUACGAAAAACAUCUACAAAUUUUGCCAAACUUAUCGACACUUUCAUUUAAAGUUAAUGCAAAUGCAUUUUUUAGGAUUUAAAAGAAAAAAGUAACAUGAAAAAAUCUUACCACUUUCUUUAUCGUUCACGACGAUCGAAAGCCUAUCGCGUAUGUAUGGAUUAUACAUUCUCGUAUAGUCUCGUCGUGAUAGCAUAAUGAAUGGCGAAAUCACUCGAUAACCAUAAAGAAAGCUGGCGACAAAAUUCAUCUCAAAGGAAAAUAAUGACAAAUCAUCGUUGCGUGUAAGAGCGUGUCCUGAUCUGCUGUUAUUUGAAUGUAGUACCGACUAAGCUAUAGACUGUAAACCGAUAGUUUUAACAAAUGUAAGGCGUUUGCUGUACAAUAUAUCAAAUAAAAUCUCAUUUGA
Uranotaenia lowii is the source of this 6641-nucleotide messenger RNA. RefSeq lists its product as uncharacterized. The transcript has 12 exons. NCBI's taxonomy places the organism in Eukaryota, Metazoa, Arthropoda, Insecta, Diptera, Culicidae. The coding region runs from base 1723 to 5721 and encodes 1332 amino acids. The record is from RefSeq and is a predicted model, not a curated record.